Molecule: messenger RNA, 2605 nt
Organism: Gracilinanus agilis (Agile Gracile Mouse Opossum)
Lineage: Eukaryota; Metazoa; Chordata; Mammalia; Didelphimorphia; Didelphidae
Gene: FOSL1
Product: FOS like 1, AP-1 transcription factor subunit
Exons: 4
Coding region: 1-807 (268 amino acids)
Biological process (GO): regulation of transcription by RNA polymerase II
Cellular component (GO): nucleus
Molecular function (GO): DNA-binding transcription factor activity, RNA polymerase II-specific; RNA polymerase II cis-regulatory region sequence-specific DNA binding
Source: RefSeq, a predicted model, not a curated record
AUGUUCCGAGAUUUCGGGGAAGCGGGGCCCAGUUCCGAGGGCGGCCCGUACGGUGCCCCUCAGCAGCCACCCACCACUACCAGCCAGCAGAAGUUCCAUUUCAUCCCCACCCUCAACGCGGUCAGCAGCAGCCAGGAGUUUCAAUGGAUGACGCAGCCCCGGUACUUGGGGCCCAGUAGCAACUACUCCCGGCCUCUCCCCUACCAGCCCUACGGGCUCCAGGGGCGUCCUGGGGUCAUUCGGGCCGUGGGGCCCCCCGCUGGAGUUCGGAGGAGGCACAGCGAGCAGAUAAGUCCCGAGGAGGAGGAGAGGAGGAGGGUCAGGCGGGAGAGAAACAAGCUGGCAGCGGCCAAAUGCCGCAACAGGAGGAAGGAGCUGACUGACUUCCUUCAGGCAGAGACGGAUAAACUAGAAGAAGAGAAAUCAGAGCUUCAGAAGGAGAUUGAGGACCUGCAGAAGCAGAAAGAGAGGCUGGAGCUGGUGCUGGAGGCUCACAGGCCCGUGUGCAAGGUCCCCAACGAGUCAGAGGAAGAGGCUGAGCCUCCGGAAAGACCCUCGGGCAGCGCCCCAGCUCCUCUCCGGCGCCGGCCCCAGAUCUCCCUCUCCCCUGGUCCCGUUUUGGAGCCUGAAGCCCUGCACACUCCCACUCUCAUGACCACCCCCUCCCUGACCCCUUUUACUCCCAGCCUGGUCUUCACCUACCCAGGGACCCCGGAGCCCUGUGCCUCUGCCCAUCGUCGAAGCAGCAGCAGCAGUGGGGACCCCAGCUCUGACCCCCUGGGUUCUCCCACGCUUCUGGCCCUCUGAGCCCUUUGGCUCUCCAAGAUGCCCAGUCAGCCCAGGCUUCCCCCUUUCUGUUUGGACCCUCCAUCCUGGCCUAGCAUGUUCCCGGGCAUCUUGCCUGGGCACCCUUUGUCCUUGCUUCUCCCGAGCAUCUCGGGGACCGUGGAGGCUCUCCAGCCACCUCCCAGGGAUCAGCCCAAGGCUGAUCCUCUUCAAAGCCUGGAACAUUCAAGGGCCUACUGUGCGCAGGAAGGUCUACUGUUUAAGGAGCAUUUGUGGCUGCUCCCCUCCUCUGCCACACAGCUCAAGAGAACCCCAGGACAGAGCUGCCUGCGUUCCUGUCCCUCUGAGGUUCCCUGCCAAGCUCCCUCCAAGGCCCCAACCCCCUCCAAACGGAGCACUGCCUCUUAGCCCUUUGGCUUUCCGUGGGACCAACUUCCUUCCUUGUGGCGUGUCGUGGCGUAUACAAGUUAGAACACUAACCCCCCCGAUCCCUUCCCAGCAGCACAGGUGAUGUGGAGCCCCCUCCCACCCUGCUCUGGUGCCCUUCUUCUCCCUGGGCAGGGCCUACCUCUGAAGAAGAGCUCGGAGGCCUCUUUGAUGGACUGGAGUGGUCCUCAGCCCUCUGGGCUCCCAGAGGCUGCCCCCCAACCUUCACAUGGAACCCACUCCUUUUCCUGAGAGGCUGCUAUUUAUUUUCCUAAAGAGACUAUUUUUGUACAAAUUGGCCAAAUGGAAUAAAAGGACUAAAGGCUGGUUUUGGGUGGCGUCUCCCUGGGCAGAGGAAAUGCAGACUAGCUGGGAGGGACAAGGGAUGCCAGGCCGGCGUCCUUACACCUUGGAACACAGGAUGUCAUAGCCCAGAGGGAUCUUAGAACACAGAAUGGCAGGCCAGGCUGUGACCUUGGAACGCAGAACACACAAUGUUAGAGCUGGAAUGGACUUCAGACAUCAUCUACCUUCAUUUUAAAAAUGGAGAAACUGAGGCCAAGAAGAGAGCAUGGAAGUGGCCCAGAUCAGGUGGCUAAGACCCAAGAGAGCACUUCCAGAGAUGGCAGGAAGCUGGGCAGUGUGGGCAUGGGGGGGUUUGCCUCUCCCACUGGGAUGGUCUCCGCAUUAGCCAGGAAGGAGCAAAGCCCCACAAUCGCCACCAGCUCCCUGCGAUCUCAGGCCCCAAGGUCUCCUGCCCCUUGGCCUGCUCUGAAGUCCCGGGGGGAGGGGGCUCACCUCGGGUUCCUCUUUAUCUGGCCCUUAAACCCCACCACCUGCUUCCUGCCCCAUUGUCUUAGGCAGAAACAUCCUGAUCUGGGCAGGAAGGAGCCUGGAUAGGGUGGGGGCUCCUCCUCAGGGCUUGGCUGGGGGCCUAAUUUGGCCCCAGAGCUCUCCAGACCCCUCUGGGCCUGGGGAAGAGAUCCUCCCUGGCAUACAGCCGAGGGCAGCUUCCUGUCCACCCCAUCUAGGCCUCUGGGUUGGAGGGGAGGCAGCCAGAGGUCAAGGUCUUCUGGGGGAUUGGAGGGGAGGGUUUGGGGAGGGCCGGGGAGGGAGGGGGCUGGGCAGCUUCUCCCGAGGGGCCAGGCUCCCCUCAGUUCCCCCUUUCCCCAAGGGCCCCCAAACAGACGCUGGGUCCAGGCCCGAGGGCUGGGAUCUCUCGCAGUUUUAUUGCCCGAGGGCGCGCCCACCCGCUGGCUCAGUCGUCUGGAGAGCAGGCCAGCUGCAGCUGGUCGGGGCUGCCCACGCUGCCCGUGCUCGAGCUGCCGUCUCCCACGUCCCGGGCUCCGCACGGGGGCAGCCCCAGCUCUGGCCCCGGGCCGCCGGCCGGGCC